This is a messenger RNA of Kogia breviceps (pygmy sperm whale), 1051 nucleotides long. Its product is annotated as histone H1.3. Lineage: Eukaryota; Metazoa; Chordata; Mammalia; Artiodactyla; Physeteridae. Gene Ontology annotation, cellular component: nucleosome; nucleus; euchromatin. The record is from RefSeq and is a predicted model, not a curated record. Gene Ontology annotation, molecular function: double-stranded DNA binding; nucleosomal DNA binding; structural constituent of chromatin. Gene Ontology annotation, biological process: negative regulation of DNA recombination; nucleosome assembly; chromosome condensation.
UUAUUAUUUAACAAAAGGAGGCAGUACCGCCACAUUUGUCUACAAAAGGGAGAGAAAUCAGAAUAAAAUUAAUUUGAAAACAUGAAGAUACUUUAAAAAAUGGGCAAAAAACACAGCCACUCGGCAGAGCCGAGGAGCCCUUCGUAGCAGCGCGGCUCACCGAACAGGCAACCAAUCAUCACGCAGCGACUCUCUAUAUAAACCCCCAGCCGGCGGCUCCCGGGACACGCCGUUCUGAUAGUUUAAGCUUACUUUUUGUCCUUCCUGGCUAAACAGAAAAAUGUCGGAGACUGCUCCAGUUGCUCCUGCUGUUCCCGUACCUACAGAGAAAACACCUGUUAAGAAGAAGACGAAGAAAACGGGUGCAGCUGCUGGAAAACGCAAGGCGUCCGGGCCCCCGGUGUCCGAACUCAUCACCAAGGCUGUCGCCGCCUCCAAGGAGCGCAGCGGCGUGUCCUUGGCCGCGCUGAAGAAAGCGCUGGCUGUCGCUGGUUAUGACGUGGAGAAGAACAACAGCCGCAUCAAGUUGGGUCUUAAGAACUUGGUGAGCAAGGGCAUCCUGGUGCAGACGAAGGGCACUGGCGCCUCAGGUUCCUUCAAGCUCAACAGAAAGGCGGCCACCGGGGAAACCAAGCCCAAGGCUAAGAAGGCGGGCGCGGCCAAGCCCAAGAAGGCUGCUGGGGCAGCUAAGAAGCCCAAGAAGGCCACGGGCGCGGCCACCCCCAAGAAGGCCGCUAAGAAGACCCCCAAGAAAGCCAAGAAACCGGGGGUGGCUGCUGGGGCCAAGAAAGUGGCCAAGAGCCCGAAAAAGGCGAAGGCAGCCAAGCCGAAGAAGGCGGCUAAGAGUCCGGCCAAGGCCAAAGCCCCCAAAGCCAAGGCAGCCAAGCCUAAAGCUGCCAAACCCAAGGCUACAAAGGCUAAGAAGGCGGUCUCCAAGAAGAAGUAAAUCGGUAGUGGGACGUCGUACUUCGAAAAUCUCAAAGGCUCUUUUCAGAGCCACCCACUAAUCUCAGAUAAAAGAGCUUAGCCGGAUGUGUUUCCGUAGGUAACC